AUGGUGAAAAAAGGUGAAAUGUAUAAAGGUACUAAUAUAAAGGUGGUUGUUUGUCUGUUGACAUUCCUGCUAAUAAUCACAACAAAGAUUAAAAUAACAGAGCAAGCUGAAAAAGAGAGAGAUUAUUCAGCGAUUCCAAAAAUAGGCGGCGCAGUUAAUAUAUUCAGUCGUUAUGGUUAUUUGAGCAUAAGUAUGCGAGUGGUGCCAAGGAAUGACUCCGACACAUGGAUAUUCCGAGAGCCAACGGUGGAUGUCUUCAACAAGGUGAUAACAGCCCCACCAAGGGUUAAGAGUAAGGCAACCGUGUUUGACGGUGAUUUCCACAUGGAGUUCUGCGACAAUGUAAGACAAUUGCUUCAAGCUUACUUCAGAGAUUUCACGUUCGAGCGGAUGGACAGACCUUGGAGGGCAUUUACCGGAAGUUGGUCGGUCGCGACUAUCGCAAGACACCUCGGUAUAAAUGCCUCUUUCAUAACUCAAGAUCACUGCUACGUGCUUGUGAGAGUCGCCAGGUACCGGGAGAACAAAAAACUCGCCGGGACUCCAGAUAGUAGUCUAGUUCUUGAUCAAAGCGUUACCAGAGAGGCGGAUAAUAUAACAGUCGGCGACACUGCUGGUACUAUCAAGUUCAUCAGGAACUUUGGCUCACACUACAUCGCUUCCUUCGUCACCGGCAACUCGCUUUACCAGGUCUUCGUUUACACGCCUCAAGUGUACCAGCGGAUAAAAGAGCGCCUGAAAACGCGUGGCGUAGCUCAGCUGUCAAGUGUCGAGCUCAGCAACUUUUUCUCCCCGUGGUAUGCCGAGCAUAUGGGAACUAUCCAGUCCGCGAGCGGAAAUCACUCUGUCGAGGCUUGGGCUGUUGAGAAUCUCCGGGUCCAGUACUACUUUUUCACCUACCCGAGCCUUCUUAAGCUCCACGGUGAUGCUGAAUUGCUCUACCAGCUGGAUGAUCUUCUCGGGAAUGAAGCGCUUUUGCAGUUACACCUGAAAACACUGUCGCCGCUGUUCAAAGACACGCAACAACGCGACUGGUUUUUAGAAGUUAUCGACAAUUACUUUAAGCUAUGGGAAGUUAACAUGUAG
Messenger RNA from Cotesia congregata, 1086 nucleotides. The record is from the annotation of a GenBank genome assembly. NCBI's taxonomy places the organism in Eukaryota, Metazoa, Arthropoda, Insecta, Hymenoptera, Braconidae.